Molecule: messenger RNA, 4595 nt
Organism: Engraulis encrasicolus (European anchovy)
Lineage: Eukaryota; Metazoa; Chordata; Actinopteri; Clupeiformes; Engraulidae
Product: disabled homolog 2
Exons: 16
Coding region: 631-2925 (764 amino acids)
Biological process (GO): negative regulation of canonical Wnt signaling pathway; positive regulation of endocytosis; receptor-mediated endocytosis
Cellular component (GO): cytoplasm; plasma membrane
Source: RefSeq, a predicted model, not a curated record
CCAGCUAUAACAGCAGUUUGUGUGGGGGAGUUACCGAGAUUUUAGACUGCAGCAGUAACAUCACGGCGCAUUCCUCGCAGUUCUUAGCAGCCAACAUCUUUUAAGAGCUGUAGCAGAGACCGGUUGUUGAUUUGAUUCGUAACGCAGGAGAACGCGUCGACAGUAGGUUACCCCUAAUUUGUCAGCCACCCUGACAGGCAGGAGAGAGUAUUUUGGAGUAUGCCAAGUCUACAUUCAUCUGCCUAGCUUGAUCUCGCUCUUUAGUCUGAAGUGCAGGAGCUCUCUGAUGUUUUAUGGCAAGAAGAUGAGAGGGGUUCAAGUGAAGAAGGAACAAGAGGCCUGAAUGUCCCCGUGUAAUGAAGCCCAGGUUAUGCAGUAGGUGAUCUGAUCUCUCCACUAAUCCACCAAGUGCACCGCCUGAGGAGGAGGAGGAGAAGAAGAGUUGACGAUGUGGACCUACGGAUCUGGGGCUCUCUGUGAGCACAAUAGGCAGUGAGUGUGGCUGUGGAAGGCCAUCCGUGAGCAGCGUUUCCCCGGACCUCCUCUUCCUCCUCCUCCUCCUCCUCUUCUUCCUCCUCUUCCUGCUGACCAGUGUAGCUAGUGUGGUGUGAGGCUGCCGCUCGGGUCAUCAUGUCUGCUGAGGUGGAGAGCAGCAGUGGCCAGUCCCCCACAGAGCAGCAGCAACCGCCCAUCAAGACACCCUCCAAGAAGGAGAAGAAGAAGGGUGUGGCGAGCCCAGAGAAGACAGAUGAGUUCCUGCUGGCCAGAUUCAAGGGAGAUGGCGUGCGGUACAAGGCCAAGCUGAUUGGCGUGGACGAUGUACCAGAAGCCAGAGGGGACAAGAUGAGUCAGGACUCCAUGAUGAAGCUGAAGGGCAAGGCAGCGGCGGCCCGCUCCCAGGGCAAACAUAAGCAGCGGGUGUGGGUCAACAUCUCCCUGUCAGGCAUCACCAUCACAGACGAGAAGACGGGGGCAGCAGUGCUGGAACACGCGGUCAACAAGAUCUCCUUCAUCGCGCGGGACGUGACCGACAACCGGGCCUUUGGCUACGUGUGUGGAGCUGAGGGCCAGCACCAGUUCUUCGCUCUUAAAACGGCUCAGCAGGCGGAACCUCUCGUUAUUGACUUGAAGGACCUCUUCCAGCUCAUCUUCAAUAUGAAGAAAAAGGAAGCCGAAGGCUCCAAAAAGGAGAUAAACAAGGUAGUGGAGAAUGGCACUGAAUCAACUAAUGACAACCAAGGCGACAAGUUGAAGGGCAUGGAACAACUAGACCUGUUUGGAGACAUGUCAACCCCACCAGAUUUACAUUCCCCUUCGGAGGUGCAGGACAUCCUGCUGCUGGAUCUGUCCACUGAGAUCGACAGCAACCAGAACUGUGUGAAGGGCAACCCCUUCACCGGCUCCUCGUCCACCCCUGCCUCCUCUUGCUCUGUCCUUAGGCCCCAGCCCAGCCUCUCGCCUGAGAACCCCUUCUCCUCCUCCUCCGCCUCCUCCUCCUCCUCCACACAGCCGCCGCACAGCUUCUUCCCCACCCCCAGCCACGACCCCUUCAGCGACGACCCCUUCUUCUCCAAGAACGGCGAGCUGGCCACCUCCUCGUCCUCCUCCUCCAGCUCCUCCUCGUCAUCCUCCUCUUCCGCCCUGCGACCCCCCAGCCACGAGAGCCCUUCCUCGGCCUUCUUCAACGGCAACGGUAUCGCCGCCGCCCCCCACGGAGGUCAGAACGGCGACUCGGACUACCUGGCCCAGCAGUUUGACCAGAUCUCCAACCGCACCGCCGUCAACGUCAACGGGGGUCCCCACUGGCCGAGCGCCCCGGUCGCCAUCCCCGUGCAGGAGCAGAAUGGCCACCACCACCACCACCACCAUGGCAAGGCCGGCGUCCCCAACCCCUUCAUGGGCACCGCCGCCGCUGAGCCAGGUCAGCCCAUGCAGAACGGGGUCAAGUCUCCAGAUGCCAGCACUGCCACCCCUCCAGCCAAGGACUCCUCUGUCAUCAUCAGCCCUCCUCCAAUGAAUGCCAAGGGUGGGCGGGGGAGGAGGACUGUGAAGUCACCUACAAAUGAGAAAUCCGGUACCGACCCAUUCGCAUCGCCCAACCACACAGAGACACCCUCUCCACCACAGUCGGACGUGCUUCCUGCUAACCUCUUCAGCAAGAGUCCAACGAGUGCCUCGGAUACUUUGGCAGCUCUCGAAGGGUUGACCUUGGGUGCUUCUCCCCCAGCCUCAGCUGCGGUCCCCAGCUCCACCACCUGGAGUCAGCCUCUGUCCACCAUCUUCCCCCCCGCCGCUGGCCCUGCUGGCAUCCCGUCCCUGCCCAGCGGCCCUUUCGCCCAGCCUGCCGCCUUCCCUGCCGCGCCAGCCUCCGUGCCCUCCUGGGGAGUCCCUCCUGCGGCUUACGGCUCGGGCUUCCCCCCUGCUGCAAGCAGCCCCCCGUCCUGGGUGCAGCCCAACCCUCCCGUGCCCAACGGCACCUGGGCCCAGCCUGCUGCCCCAGUGGGGAACCCCUUCCAGCCGUCCGUGUUCCCCAUGCCGCCCUCCUCCUCCUCCUCCAUGGGGCUGGGGGUGCUGGGUGUGGGGCAGCCCGCUGCUGGCCCGCCCGCACCUCCUCCUGAGGUGCCACCGCGGGCGGCCCCCAAAAUGGAGUGCGAUGCCUUCCUGGACCUGGAUCCUCUUGGGGACAAGGUGAACAAGGACGUGGCGGUGAGGGACAUGUUCAAGGACUUCCAGAUGGCCCGGCCUCCCCCAGCGGUGCCUGCCAGGAAGGAACCAAUGAAACCGCAGACCAUGGGUCAGGUUCCUUUUAACAAUUCCUUUGAAGUUGGUGUCUUUGGAUCCACUGCACCUAUAAAUAGUGCACCCACCAUCAAGUCUGGAGGGCCAGAUCCCUUUCGAGACCCAUUUGGAAACCCCUUUGCAUGACCAGCACCUGAACUCUGCUGAGUGGAGUCCAUGUAAAGUGCCCUUCCAUCCCUCCAGAGGUGCCGCCCCGCCCCCCCCACCCAUGAUGUUGCACCCCGGACUGGAGGCAGGUCUUUGAUGUCCAGCAGGCUCCAUCUCUCAUCUGCCCCCUCGACAUCCCACACCCCGACCCCCCUGCCAAGCAACCCCACAACCAACCUCCCAUAACACCCACCACUCCCCUGCCUAGCCAACCUCCCACAACCAAUCUCCCACAACAUAGCACCCCCUCCCCAACCUCCCCACCCCCACCCCACAGCAGAGGCCUCUGCAUGUAUUCGCAGAGAUCUGGUGGACUAGCUAGCACAGCUCCUGUGGAGAGCGCAGCCAAAAAAAGAAAUAACCAGAAGAAGAGCUCCGGUAGACUGCUUUAAAUUCCUGUCUUGAGACUGGACAAAAAAAACUUCAAAAAGAGAAGUGCAGUACCUGAGACUACAUAUCAAAGGAAACUUUGUAUCUGAGUAUGGAAUACUUACAACUGCCACUAGCCAUAGCUUGAAGCACAAAGCCCAAGAUGGAGACGGGAAAAUCCAUUGUUCAGGAGAACAGAAGAAAAACGAAACAAAAACUUCUAUGUAAAAUCAUGUUCCAGUAUUCAGUGUAUCGUGGAAGAUUUUUUUCUAACUUUUGAAAUGCAGUAUUAUUUUUACUCUUUUUUUUUUCUUUUUCUUCUUCUCAGCAUGUCUCCUACCAAUGACGUGUAUCUUUAGCUUACGACUUUGAGUGAUUCCUGACAUUUCUUGAGUAACAUUUGCAAGUCGGUAUGUUAUGUACGUAUGUCUGUGUGAGGAAGAUCUCAACACGAGGGCGUUUUAUUAGCGUUACUGUGUGGCCGCCUCAGGUGUGCAUGGUUGGUUUGGACGAGAGGAAAUCGCCUAGUGUUAUUACUCCUGUGGAGAUGAUAACGGGCACGAGAUGAGCCAGCUUGGAAUCCACCUGCCUUGUGUGCCUCUUUUUUGUCAUCGUCUCGUCUGACUACGCUCGUGCAAACAAACCAUUAUGUGGAUCGAUGGUGUCUUUUGCGUCUUCCGUUCAUGCGUUCCACAGCAUCUCAAGUCAGUCCAGCUUGCUGUACUCUGUGUGUAUUGCAGAGCUACCUGACUGGUGCCAUUUCAGUAGAGAUUUUGGGGUUUUUCUCUGAGAGUAGACAGGCUCGAUGUGUUGUCUCUCCUGUACCGCCUUGUUACAUGUUCAUAGCCAAGAGGUGUGUAAGAGCGAGAGUGAGUGAGCAGUGUUUGACUGCUGGGGUAAAGAAAUGUUCUCACGAUAGGUGUCGCAUUAUGUUAAAAAAAAAAAAAAAAAAGAUUCAAGAAAAAUAGAAAAAAGAGGCCUUGACUGAUAAAUGAAGUAGACUUGCUCACAGUUAAUUUUGUACGUGGAAAUCUAUGCGUGUGUGUAUGUCUGUAUGUAUGUAUGUAUGUAUGUAUGUAUGUAUGCGUGUAUAUAUUAUAUAUAAAUAUAUAUUUACUCUGUCGUGCACUACCCUUUAUUUUGGAUGCUGUGUAACUGAAGAGAAUCAAGUCCUAUAGUCCUUGCAAUAAACUGGAAUUGUAGUUAGUUGAAUGGACUAUGAAUUUGACCCUUUUUGAUCUGUAAUGGAAUUUAUUAAAUGUAUCAAUGGCUUUGCCUUA